AAAGAUCGUGCAAAAUACACUGUAAUUCCACGCUACAUUGAAGAAGAAAGGUAGGAAUCAACUUUUGAAAGUUUCUUGUUUAUUUUGAAAAUGGCUGACAAAAAUAAUUAUUGUUAACUAAUGUUAGAGUUUGUUUCACUGAAAAUCUUGAUCAACCAGGACUGUGGAUUAUGUUCAGCUUGUUUAAAUUAACAGCUUAUAUUUUGUUAAAGCUAUGAUAAAACGAGCUACUAAAAAGUGCAUCUUGAAUUGUUUUGCAUCAUUGCUACUAAAGGAGUUGAAAGCCGAUGUUGUGCGUUUUAUCACCCUCGUUCAAACCUGUCUUCCAUCAAAUCAGGUCGCCUAUUCGCCUGGAGUCUGAUUGUUGCAAGUGAUGCUGAAUUAACAAAUCGACAAAUUCUUUCCUUGGUCAAUUUAACAAAAAAAUUUGAUGUUGCUGUGCGUCUGUUCAGUAAUAGAUCACCGAUCUAAAGGUGGCGCAGGAGCUAGCCUACAUGUAACUGUACUAUCCCUCCCCCAUUCAGGGAGCACAGCCCAGUGGCCCCUAGCCUGGCACCCAACUUUUGCUCCAACUUUUGCUCCAACUUUUGCUGGGUACCCUAGAUUUUACAGGUUCAGAGCCCUGGGCAUCCUUCGAUUUUCCUUAGAGCACAGCCUUGCCCCCAUGCCUAUGAAAUUUGCUUUCCUCCAAUCUUGCCCCUCACAAAUAAAAGUCAAUAAGAUUUCAAGUUUCAAGUUUCAAGUUGCUGCUUUUUGUAUUAUAUUAUUUUAAUAUGAUACAAGAAGCAGGCGGUGAAUCAAACAACUGGGGAUUUCUUUUGGUUUUGUUUUUCUUCUAUUUUCCUACAAAAGAAGCCAGGGCCUGGUUCCUCGAAAGAUGGUUAAGUUUAACCCAGGAUUAAGCCCAAUUUGAGGCAAAGUUUUCUUGUCUAACAUCAUGUAACUCAAGCUUUCAAAAUGCUGUUAAGCCUCUACUCCGACAUACAGUAAUGAUAGCAGAAAAUGUGACUCCAAGCAAUACAUAGAAAGAUAAAAUACAAAAAUGGAACAAAAUGUUUAUCCUGGAUUAGCACUUGCCCUUCAGGAACUGGGCCCUGGGGUGUAAUCCUCAUCCACACAUAGCUGCGGGAAAUCCCCUGCACCUGGCCCGUUAUGACAGCCCUCUGGGAUGGUAAGAAAAACAGUAAAAUCCCCAUUUACCUGGGAUUUUCCUAACAUAAUAUAAAGUUAUCGGCGGCCAUCCUAGAAUGUAAGCAGACUCUUAUUUUCAUAGCCUCUAAGUUAGUGGGGUGGGAAGCAUAAGUGACGUGAGUGUUGAAUCCUCAAACAACAGAAAAAGCUAAGCAGCCUUUGUGUUAUUUCUUUGCACAAUAUAAAUCACUGUUUUCUUUUUCUUCUAAUUCAGAAGGUAUCCAAUAAAUUUCACAUUAAAAUGUAUUUAUAAUAAUGCACUUUUGUUACUGGAGUGUUGUAGUGCGAGUGGCUAAGUUCAGUCUUCAACCAAUUGGUCCAUCUGGAGUUAAGCUAAAUGAGCUGAUUGUUCUCAGUAAUAAAAAUUAUAAUAAUAAUGAUAGUUAUUAUUACUAGGUAUACCUAUCGAUAGAGUGCCAACGAGCAAGUCAUGCGUAUUUUGCAUAGGAAUGGAUUCCUUUUAUCCAACAUUUGACAGUUUCUUGGUCCCUUCCUUUUGAAAGGAUUAUUUUCGUGAAACUAAGGUGCUAUGCAAGUAGAAAGGUUCGGAGAAGAGUCAGUUCUCAGACUCCUGUGGCUUUACGAACCUGCUAUAUAAAAGUUUAAAGUGUCCUUAGGCACAUUUUUUUGAAAUUAUAAAACAGCUUGCAGAGGAAGCGAUCGGUAAUGUUUAGGGGGAAAUAUAAAAAAUGAUCGUUUCUCUUACCACUACAAAAUUAGUGUUGGUUCGGUUUCACUUUGUAGAUAAAUAUUUGUGCAGUUUAAUUAUUUAAACCUCCUCUGAAGUUUCCAGAGGCUUUUUGUUUCCCGAUUGAAUUUUAGAAUGAUUCGCUGUGCUGCUUGAAAUAUUUUCAAGGACAUGCGAUGUACGGCACGUCGGUAUUUUGUUUUGACCACAGGGGGCCCACACAAUCUGUUUGUGUAGCCGAUUGUUAUUUUAUAGUAAAUGUACUGGAUUUACCGUUUGCUUCACCUAUAGCGAUAUAUAUCGCUAACUAUGUAUAUAAAUCAAUGAUAAAUAAACGUUGAAUUACCUUACCUGUGGUGUAUAGUUGUCCUUUUGCCUACAGCCCAGUCUUGCACGUCUCUAUUCUGCUGCCGCCUCGCCAUCCGCGCGUCUUCGCUCGGAUGGCUCGUUGGCAAUUAUUUAGUGAUAUGGCAGUAUGACACAUCUGGAUGCCCAUGCAGCAUUAGUAAAAUAACCCAGGAGUUGAGCAUGUGAAUUAUUAAACAAUUAUAAACACUUAUAGGCAGGAGAAGUCAUUACGUCACAUUGCCAUGGUAGUAGAAUUUCAGGAUGACAACAAACCAAAAGUUAAUUUGCAGUGUUUCAAACUUCAUUGAUCUUAUACAAUUUCAUUUAAUUUUCAAAUGUUGGUGAAAUUUUCUGGGGUUGAAUCCGAAAGGACCAUAUCUAAGUUUUAGAAAAAAGAAGACAAAAUUUUUUUGGGUCGUGUUCACCUACUUCAUAAAGCAGGUACAUGAAAUUAGGAAGUUUCAUGUUGUAGCGUGAUGCAUGUGCAAAGCUGUUGUUUUGCUAACAUAAACCAACUGUUUUUUGUCACGUUCUCAUUGCCAUUGCUGUCAUCGUCGCUUAUAAGUUCCCCAUUGUUGUGAUCCAGAAAUCUUGCUACCAUGGUAACGUGACGUCAGACUUAUCCUCUCUGUUGGAUGAGGUUUUUGUGAUAUCUGGAGUAGUCAAAGUCGAGUAAAGUGUUAUCAGCCGAGCCAAAGGCUGAGGCUGAUAGUGAUAACACUGACGGAGACCUUGAUUAGUAGGACAUGAUGCAAACUUAAUCUAAUGUUUUAUCAUACAUUCUUUUGAAAAAAAAAAACAACAACAAACACAGCGUCGCACAGAACACACUUUGUGCCGUAGUUGGUAAUCAUGCAAAAAAUCCAAGCUCAACCUACAGAUUUGUCAGUUAUCUGCUACCAGAUAACUGACUAAUCUGCGGGUUGUGCUGAUUUCCAAAAUUAGCUGUAGGCUCUUAGCCAAUGAGGGACAAAUAGCGAGUGCAAUGUAUAAUAAUUUUUAUUUAAUCAUUAUAAUUACCAUUUUUUUUAUUCUUCAAAAUUUUUUUCUUCAAUAUAAUGUACAUGCAUCCAUACAGAGUAGGUUUAUUGUCUGGCACUAAUUGACUCAUGCCAUUCUCUUGAAAGAUGCCAGAUCACAAAGUUUUACUUGCGAGCUGUUCAUGAGAGAUCAUUCUUUUUUAUAAACUUAAAAACUUCAUUGAACUCUGGUACAAUGACAAUGGGUGCUUCCUGUCCAAAUGUAAGUGCAGAUCAGAAAUACUGGUUAUAACUUGAGGAAAAAUGACACACAGGACCUUGUUCCAAAUUUUAGUAGAACUGAUGGUUUUAAAUAUAGUUUUUUUAACCGUGUUGUAGAUGAAUGGAAUGGCAGGGCUCGAAAUUAACGCUCGCAAACUCGCAAAAUGCGAGUGAUUUUGAUAAUCUGCGAGUAAGAAAAAUAUCCACUAGCAAACGAUUGCGAGUUAGAAUUAUCCAUGUCUCCCAAACAAAGUGAAAUAAUUUGCUUGUGGUCUCACCAGUUUGCUAGCGGAAAAAAAUCUUACUAGCAAAACUUUGCAAGUGCACUAAAAAGAUAACUUCGAGCCCUGAAUGGUUUACCCAAUCAUAUUAGAGAAUCAAACAGUAUUGCAACUUUUAAAAGAAAUGUGUUAAGCUUUAGUAAGGUUAACUAGAACAUUUAUAUUUCUAUUUGUAUAUAUUUUUCUUAUAUGUUAAUUAGUGGGGGCAUCCUUAGUAUGGCGCAUUGGUGCUUUUGGUUGUCUCCUUCUCCACAACUUUUGUUUGUUUGUUUGUUUGUUUGUUUGUUUGUUAAAGUAGUGUUAGCUUAUUUCAUUUUAUUAUUUGCUUGUUAUGCAGUGGAGUGAAUCUGUAAUAAAUAAAUAAAUUAUCGAAUAGCGGAACCUCUGAUUUUCAUUCAAAAUCGCUCAAAAAACCGCUUUUGAGGCAAAAGGACGACUAUACACCACAGGCAAGGUAAUUCAACGUUUAUUUAUCAUUGAUUUAUAUACAUAGUUAGCGAUAUAUCGCUAUAGGUGAAGCAAACGGUAAAUCCAGUACAUUUACUAUGAAAUAACAAUCGGCUACACCAACAGAUUUUGUGCGCCCCCUGUGCAGAGACAGACCCUCUUGGGCUAAAAAAUGGUCUGCCAUGCGAUAAGAAGUGUUAUGAUUAUGAGGAUGCCCGCAAUGCAUCUUUUACGUAUUAUAACGGAGUUAUUAUUGUAUUCAAUUUUGACGAAUUUAGGAAAAAGAAAUUAAGGACUUUAAAGUUGCCAGUUUAUUUUGUGAACCCAGAAACGGGUAAUUUUACGAUCCUGCAUUCACUGUCGUCCUGGCCCAAUGACGUAUCACGUGGGAUCUUGGUACCUCUGCGCCGGAGGGAAAUGAUCACGGCGUUGAAGGACUAUCCUGGGAACAAAUCGUAAUCUUUGACGGCUUUAUUGAGUAUGUGUGUAGUGUUAGGAUGCUGACAAGGAGGAUUGAUUUCUUCUUGGUGGGGACGCUGAAGCAAACCAGAUAGCGAUACUGAGGAAAGUUUACUGAAAGAAAAUCAUGACGCUUUGAGCCACGCAAGUAGUCAGUGAGUUCGUUGUUAGGCAGAACAAAAUCUUUCUAAUCCACGAGAUAAUAUCUGCAUUAUAUUUCAGUUGGUCAAAGAAAAAUGAAACCUCCUUGUGCGCUACAUACUCCGUUCUUCACAACUUCUACAGCAAAUAACGUUUGAAAUGGGGCUGCAAUUCGAAAUAAAAUAGAUUAAAUGUUGUUCCCUUACUGACCUAGCCUGCGUGUUUAGCGUUCGAAAGAGAUAGGGAAAGGGGAGGAAUCGGUCGUGGGAGAAGGCGAAGGACGAGCCCGUUUCUAACGCCUGUCACGCACGCUCAAAAUGAAACUUCCUAGUUUGCAGCCGAGAGCAGAACAUUCCAACUUUCUUUAUUGAUUUUGUAUCAGUGCACGCAACCAUCUGAUUCCAUCUUUGCGAGCAAUGCACAAAUGUACAAUUUCCUAAUAAAUUGUUAGUUACACAACAGCUGCUAUAACGGUUUAACUUGUGCUGCUGGACUCAAUCCGGCAUGGUAUAUUCUGAAGUUUACUUAGUUUAACACUAAUUUCGUACUUAGAUCUCCGUUCGAGCUUAUUUUAAUGCUUUCACUACAGUUGGUAUGAUUUUCAGUCGAGAUUUAGAUUGCCUUAGUACCAAGUUAUGACGGCAACAAAUAUGAGAACAACAAAAUCUGAUUUGCUUCUAGUUUUCCUCGACAACAUACUUUUUUAGUGGAUUAGACUGAUCGUAACGUUAUGUAAUUAAAGCCAUUCAAACGGUAAUACUUUACAUCUUCCUGGUUUGGGCACCAUCCUUGUCCUUACUGAUCUGAGUGUUCAGGCUUUGCGGCUUUUAUUUGAUUGUAAGGUCAGUUUUUAAGCAGAAUUCGAUGAUAACAACAAGAUAACUCUACCUACAAUCAGCUGUAGUUCAGAGAUAAUUUUGGGCUCGCCUGAGAAACAUUUCGCGAUGCCACUCCGCUGGUUUCCCUUCAAAAUGACGUCUGAGGAACGAGCUCCGAAAUUCCAUAUUGAUGACGUGUCACUUACAGCUACCCAGAUCUGGGUAGUGCUUCUGAUUGGUUGAAGAAAAUUUGAAACAAAGCAGUACCCAGAUCUGCGUCAUGAUGCGUCAUCAGUGUGGAAUUCAUCACUAGUUCCAUCAUUUCGUAGGGAAACCAGUGGUGGCGUCGCAAGGCUAAUUGACCACUCCAGAAAAUACCAUAACGUAUCUUCAGUUUCUCUUUGGAGAUAAAAUGGCCCCAAGAGAAACUGAAAACAAUGCUUAUGCAAAAUUUUGGGGUGACAAACAAAGAGCAUUAUGGUAUGUUAUGGUAUUUUCUGGAGUGGUCAAUUUAGGGCUGGCUGGAGGGUGAUGUUCAUCUAUCGUAAAUUUUAAAGGCCGUUUGCUCAAAGAACAGCCCUUAGUGUAAAGGUUUUUGUCAAGAAUUGCUUUACGUACUGAUUUCUGAAAUUUAACUUUUAACUCUCUUUAUUUCCUUUUACUUUAACUGCGAAAUUAUUAAUACUUUUACACUGUUAUUUCUUCAGGUGUAACAGACGCGGGGCAGCAUCCAAAGGAUCCGAAAAAUGUGGCACAUGUCACUUCAGUAGAAUUCAUUAACACCGCUAAAAUCAUUCGUCAAUACAGCCUCAAAACAACGGUACCAGAAUGGGUGGUUUCGUGUCAACGUUUCAGUGUUUGGGCAGAAAUGAUCUGACAGAUGCAGACCGAACAAGAGAUCCCAUUGAAAACAUUGAAGGAAUAAAACCAUCACUCUCCCAAGAGAUACAGUCACCUCGCAAAUCCGAAGAUGAUGGUCCAGAAAAUGAUUUGUACAGUGUCUCACUUACUGAUACUCUUAACAGCUUUAGACUGGAGAAACGUUUUACUGAUUUUAUCAUCAUUGUCGACGGGAACCACUUUUCAGCCCACAAGAAUGUCUUGGCGGCCAGUUGUGAGUUCUUCAGAGAGAUGCUCAAUACAUCUGAAGAAAAUUGUUACGAGAUCAAAAAUGUGGAACCCAAAGCUGUCGAUGAAGUUCUAACUUUCCUUUACACUGGAAAGUGUUGGAUGUGUGAACAAAAUGCUGCUUCAGUUCUUUCUGUUGCAGGUCUUCUGGGUUUGUGUGAUUUACAAGAUGCUUUGGAAAUUUAUCUUUCACCAGCGGAAAGUGAAUAUAGGCGUGAGCAUGCUUGUGCAGAAGGAAAAUUGUUCGUGCAAAGUAGAAACUCGCUUUUGAUAGCAAUCCGGGGAUUUCAGAUUGAAGGACUAUUCUGUGAUGUCUCAUUGACAACUAAUUGUGGAAGCAUUAUCCCAGUUCACAGAAACAUUCUGGCAGCGGUCAGUGGUUACUUUCAAGGGCUUUUACGAUCUGAAAUGAAGGAGGUGAAGGAACGAUAUGUUGACUUAACGAUGGUUGAUGGCGCAACUGCCAGUGAGCUGCUAAAAUUUCUUUACUUGGGAAAAAUUUCCAUCACUUUUGACAACGUAAAGAGCUUACUGCAGGCCAGUGAUUAUUUGUUGAUAGAUACCUUGAAGACGACAAUUGCCAAGUUUCUGACGGAUUCACUGUCUAUGUCCAAUUUUUGGCAGCUGUUCUCUCUAGUUAAAUCCUUCGGUUUUCUGAAAGAGAUUCCUAUUUCGAGAAUAGUCUGCAGCAAUUAUUGGGAUAUCAGCAACUCGGACGAAUUUUUAGAGGCGACAGAAGAGGAUAUGAAAUUUUUCUUAUCAAACGACGAUAUUCUGUCAAGUGAAGCUCAAAUCUUAGAAUCUCUGAUCCGUUGGUACAAGUUUUCGAUGAAGCAAAGAAAAGGAUCCUUUCAAAACCUUCUUCAUCUCAUUCACAUGGCCAGCAUUCCAGAUUUGUAUCUCAAAUUCCUUGCCGAUAAGGAAGCGAUUGUUGAGUUGUAUUCAUAUGCUGGUCACAAAAGAAAAGAAAAAAUACCCUUGGGGGAGCUUACCAGAACCGCACACCUCUACAAUCUGGCGGUAGUGGGAAUUACAACGGAUCCCGACUGUCCUGAUAUCCAAAUGUUCUGCUGGCUUCCGUUUGCAGGUCCUUGGUCGUACCUUUUUUCUAUACACACUCAUCCCAUAAAUUGGUGUGGAGGUCGGCCGUUUAUCUACCACAACGAUGUGCUGUAUCUACAACUGUAUCGUCGAAUCCAACUCGGUUUCUUCAAGGGCCCGUUAACUGCAAGGAAAUCUACAAACUCGUCGUUGGAUCCAGCUACCCUCACAGAAAGUUUGUCCACCGAAACUGAAGAUUGUGCCGCCGUUGCAUUGGACAGGUGUAUCUAUGUAAUAGGAGGAAUCUUUGAGAGCGAAGUUCUUAGCACUGUUCAACGAUAUAACUCUACUUCUCAAUCGUGGGAAUGUGUCGCGAGCAUGCAAGAACAGCGUUACUACCACUGUGCUGUUAAUUAUCAAGAUAGGUAUAUUUACGUACUUGGCGGAGCGGAGGGUUUGGGUUGCCAGCAACGCAUUUACAAAUCAACUGUCGAAAGAUAUGACCCAGAGAAAAACUGCUGGUCAUAUGUGGCAUCGAUGCAUCAACCUCGAAUUAACGGCCUAGCUUGUGUGUUAACCCACAAAAUCUUUGUACUUGGGGGAGAAACGAUAGAUGGUAAUCCUCCAAAUUGCGAAGUUUAUGACCCGUUGACUGACGAAUGGCAGAUGGGUUGUUUUCAGCUUAAAGAAGCUACUUUACCCAAGCUUAAUCCCCAUACUGGCAGUUUUCGCAGACAUUUGUUUGAAAGUGAUAGCCUGCGUUCUUUCCCUUCCUCCCUAUCCCCUACCCCCUACCCCUUUCGACGCCUGCUACGCAGGCCAGAAAGUGACGGCAAUGACGAUGGGUCUAGAGAUUCCAGAGCUCGUUCACCACAUAAAGCCUUUGACUGGCGUUUUGUCUACAGUCCUUCUGUCACAUGUUGUAAUGGACUCAUUAUCCUGUUUGAUUUUGGUCUAUAUUGGCAUAAUGGAGUACGGCUUCCUGUGUACUUGGUCAACCCAGAAUCUGGUAACUUCAAGAUUCUGUAUUCCUUGUCAUCACCAUUCGAUGAAUACGUAUCACGUGGGGUUAUCACCCCUCUGAGCCGAAAGGACAUGAUGAGUGCGCUCGUUAGAGGUCUAUCCUGAGAACAAACUUGUUUUUAAUUUUGUCAUGUGUUAUAGAAAGGGAUACUCUUGAGUCCCGCCUUUUUUACCACAUACAGUCAAGUCCCCUCAUAGCGGACACUGUGGGGAGUUUGAGUUAGUGUCCUCAUUAGCGAGAGUCCGUAAUAGCAGGAGUUUAUGUUAGUCAAACAUCUGUAAUUUAUUUUUGCCUGGGAUUUAGCUGCUGUCCGUGUUAUUUGGAUGUCCGUUAUAACGGGGUGUCCAUAAGGCGAGAGUUGACAGUAAUUAUAACAACACUAAGAACACUUCAUUUUCAUACAGCCAAACGUGAGCCAUGACAUGAGCCUCUUUUUUGUGUGCUACACGCACCAGGUGAUGCUGUUGAAGAAAUCCCAGUUUGAGACCAUGCAAAUCAGGCCGGCUCUGGUAGUAGGGAUCUUAAGCACUGAACCACGACGACAAUCGCAAAACAAACGUAAAAAAGCAAAAAUUUAACAAGAAAAACAACUCUACACGAGUGUGACACUUUGGUGGUUUUCUACGUGCCUUUACUGGACGACUGCAAAGUGAAACCUACUAACGUGAUGUUUUACGGCGGACGUAAACACACGAGGACGCGGUCGUACGAAUUCGACUCCCUUUAAGUCCUGGAAAAAUCCUCUGUAUUUGAAAAACUGGGUGACUUUUGAUCAUCGCGAUGAAGUUCGAAACACUGCGUAUUCAAAUUUUCUGAGACCUUUUUGAUGCCGUCGCCAUUUUGGUUGCUCAUGUUCGCUAUUUAUUCUCUGUAGGUUUUUUUUGUGGCAAAAUCAAUGUAUGCUUUUCUUUUAAUUUGAUCUGGACUUUUGAAGGGGUGAAUGAGCAAGUGACUGGUACCUGGCAAAAUCUGAGAACAAUAUUGCGAAAGCGCACAAAAGAAACAUAAGAGCACCUUGACAAAAGAGCAGGUUUCUCUUGUUUGUAUUUUACAAAUUAUUUGCCGCUGCACAUAGACAAGAACUCCUCGAAUCUGAAGCUGUGAAUGAGUGUUAGCUCCACAUUUCUGUGAACAAAACUUCUUGCAUUUGUUCUGGCUCAUUAAUGAUAGGAUUGGUUAUAGCCGUUCCGGACGAUGUCUAAAUUUGUCUCUGGCGUUACCAUUUACCCACGUGAAAUACAUAUAUUAUGAUCUAAAAUUGAAACGUUGACGACUGGGGAGUGGUCGGCCAUCUUCGAUUCCUUUGUUUGUCGACUACGGGCUUUCUGACUAUGGGGAUUCAUCUGAUAUGGAAAGAAUAUAUGGGAACAAAGACGUUUAACAAGGAAUCUUGUCAAGGUAACGUAGUAGUCGCUUAAUUUAAAAUUGUUUGGUUUACUCUAUUACUCCUGGUUAAGUGCAUUCUUAACGUUAUAUAUUAAACGAUUAAAAACAUUACUACCAGUACAAAAAUAAUAACUAGACAACAGAGUUAAGCAGUCCCCGUUAAUGGACGUUUCAAGAGCUGGGUCUUCCUCAGACUACACUAAGGAGUAAUGACAAUUGCAUCCGGCACUCCUCAACUUCCACCAUCAAAACUAUGUCACCAUUGUUUCUUCGCCAACUCAACUUGUUGUCCGUUGAUUAAAAAAUGUUGUUGCCCGUGUAGACGUCCGUUUUUCUCAGGGCAUGUUUUGUCUGUUAGGAAUUUCUUCAGCAGUUGUGCCAUUUUUAAAACAGUAGAGGAAACGAAGACGCUUAACUUUCCGCUCCACUAAUCGAUGUCUGUUUUGGAGCAGUGACUACCUCUAUGUAGUACGGAUAAUUAUCAGAAGAGUUUGAUCAGCAAUGGUAGAAGGUCAAUGAUUGUGACUGCCGGAUCAUUGUCCUUUGUAGCGUUAAAGUUGUAGUGAGCAAGUUUUCAAUGUAAGAUCUUUGCUUUGCUGUAGCCUGUGGAAAACACUGUUUACGGUUACGUCGACAUCAUUGUUGUUGUGCCCAUUUUAUAAGGAUAAAUUUCAGCUGAAAAGAAUGCUUCAUUGGACCACCCAAGUUACUGUUUUGUAGAAACCAAAAACGACUUGGAAUUGGAUUUUGAAUCUGAGUUUCAACAAAUUUCCAAAAUCAGAUGAUGUCGCCAUGGAGAUAGUCACUUGCUGCGAGUUUUCAGCUAUAGUGAUCGACAUUCUCUAUCAAUUACGGUGUGCGGUUAAGGUUUCAUCCAAACAGACAAUCUAGCUGACUUACCCACCAACCCAUCUUUAUGAGUCAUGCCUAAAUUCAAACAGUCUGCAUCCAAAAGGCCUGAUCGACAUGAGCAGAGCCAUCAGGCCCCCUAACAUGCCCUGUUCAAUAUGCUGAGGCAGUCAACUUACUCUCAAUGAACACCUCUGUAAGCGAUCCCUUCAAGUUGAUCCUUGCUGUUCUUCAGUCACUUGGCGAUAUCGUACUGAAGGACACUUAAGACCGUUCCCAGCGGUGUCUGUCUCAGAGGGAGUUUGGAGUGUCAUCAAUGCCCAAACGCUUUGUCAUGUGGAUGAUACCCUAGGCGACUAAAAGACUGCCCAUGGCUGCCACUUAGCCACUGCCCGGAUAGUGACUGUGCGCAUGCGUUGAGCUUAGGUAUAUAAAGGACGUGACUCUUUCCAUUCCGUAUGGUUCAUCAAAAGUCAGGGGCGUAGCCAGCCCAUAGACUUGUAGAGCCGGGCCUACAGAUUUUUGGUUUGAUCUCUCUACCGCUUGUAAUAAAUUAUUCGUUGUUGGGGUUAUUUAAAAAUCUUAAGAGCUCCAAGUGUUGGUGAGGUUAGUGCGUACUAGUCAUGCGUGCAAUUUUCAGGAUAUUUGGAAAUGAAAUUCAGCCAGGCCUAUAACUAGUCGAAAAGCUGGCUACGCCCCUGAAAGUACACCAAUCCUAGCUAGCGCCGAGAAUUUAAGAGCAUGCAGCACCGCCUCUGAGACUUUUCCGCCCUCUAAUGUUAAUUAGUUUGAUUCCUAGCUUACUAGGCCAGAACAAGAUCUCAAAACCGAUGCUGUAUUUAUCGGAAGAAGCUAAGCUUGGUAUCGUGAGUGGGGCUAUCGCUAUCCUCAUUCUUAUGGUGAUCUGUAUGAUAUGUAAACUGAGCAAGCUACACAAGCAGCCAGCUUACAAAGACUCUUCGUAUCUGAAACAGACCAACAAAACACCCCCAGGAAAAGUUCCGCUAGCUCAGUAUCCCAGCUUUGCCGUGGAUUGUAGCGAGUGUGAGCAAGAAAAACUAAGCAAGAUGAAAGAGAAUGUAGAGCAACAAACUGAGCAAAGGUCUAGUCCACCUAGAAGUAAAGGAACGAUUAAAUUCUCAAUGAUUUAUCAAAGUAAUUUACAUAGUCUGUUACUGAGCAUUAUUGAAGCAGACCAGUUGGUUGGAAAAGACUUCUGGGAUACCGUAGAUUCUUACGUCAAAUUGAGGCUACAACCGGACAACGAGGGAAUUUUAAGGAGGCAAACCAAGGUUGUCAGGAAAUCUAAAAACCCUAAACACGGCGAAAGUUAUGAAUUUGACAUGUCAUUACAAGACGUUCAAGACUCGACGCUUCAUUUGUCUGUCUGGGAAAUUGAUAAAUAUUCCCGGCAUCACAUAAUUGGAGAGCUGCAACUAGAACUAGGUCACGUGAUCAAGGCUGAUGAGUCGGCUGCUUUUGACAAGGAGUUAAGGUCGUUUCAGAGGGUGAGUUAAACUUCCGGUUAACUAUUUAAAGAAAAUCUUAGGGGCUGUCCACAGUUAGUGCCUGGGAACCAGAGCCUGGGCACCGGCACAAAAUGCUUUGAGUUCACAUCUUGAGUACACGAUAUGUAACUGUGUUCAUAGUUACUCCAUUUCGCCCUGUCAGACGCCAUUUUAAAACAUGAGCUUAGCAGCGAAUACAAAAAGAACUAACAAAAACGGUGUGCACACAGGAAGCUGGUGCCCCGGGCACCGGCACCGUGCCCAAAUUCUAGCAUUGGUACUUGAAAAAAGGGUGUGUUCACAUUAGUGCCCAAUGAGUCCCGUACUCGGGCACUAAGUGUGAACGCUGCCUUGAUCACUUUGCCCAAGGUCACUGGGAAAUCAAUCAGGAGGAAGGGAUAUUCAUUAGGGAGAGGGAAAAGGCCGCCCUCAUUCGCUCACUUCCCCUGUUCCCUGUUUCCCUCGUCUUCUCCUCGCGAUUUUUAGCCCCCUUCCAAUUCCCCCAAACGGAAACCCUGUUCACAGACUAGCAUUCCACCUUAGUGAACUUACACAAUAGAGACCUGUAGAUUCUACGAGUACGAGAUUUUCUCAGUACUAAGUAGUGCACACGCGUGAGCCAGAGUCAUUUUGGCGGGAAAAUGUGGUAGCCGUCGUCAUUCUACCACGAGUUUUCGCGCGAAUGUCGUAGUGGCGAAAACAAGAUAUCAAAUGUUAGAAGUUUUUAUCAUUUUUGCGAUCGGGUGGGCGCGUAACCUCCUUCACUAAAGAUAACAAUGCUAAUUUUUCUAGUGAAAAAUGGUAAACGAAGCUUUGAGGGAAGUCUAUAUUUUGAAAAGACGCGAAAAAACUUCAAGUCAAAUCUCGUACUGGUACUCGUCCUCGUCCUCGAAUCUAAAGGUCUCUAAUAGAACUAGGUCGAGGCUUGGAUGAAUUGAUGUUUUUUAUCUACCCGAGCCUCUAGUUGGUGUCCCUUGCUCACAGGAACGCAGGAAAGGUCUAUUGUUAGCUUGUUGCUCAAGACUAACACCCUUCAAAAAGACCCGAACCUGACGCAAAGUUAAAGACAAGUAUUUUAAGCAUAUACCUGCCAACUCUCACGCCUUAGGCGUGAGUCUCACGCCUGCGGGUUCAAAACUUCGAUCUCACGCCGGCUCACGCCUGCGGGCCAAUUUCUCACGCCUGAUUGAAAAAUGUGAGUUGUUGCCGUCCUGCUUGAAACAAUUUCCAAAAAUAUGUUAACUCAGACCCAUGUAAGGAGCGAAAACCAUGUGUAAAAUGAAUAAAUGGCAAUACCUUCCUCGCGAUCUCUGAUUUUUGAAGUGAAAAGCACUGGGAGCGAGCUCGCCUUUGGCAGACUUCGGCAGACUUCGGACGUCUUCGGAAGACUUCGGACUUCUUCGGGAAUCUUCGGAAAUGAUCGAGUCGUCUUCAAAAAUCCCAGCACUCCCAGGAUAAAAAUCUCACGCUUAUAUCUCAGAAAAAGUUGGCAGGUAUAUAAGCAGCCAUCUCUCGAUUCUUAUGAUCCUAGUAACAUCAAACACCCUCCCUGUUUAAACUAAACCGUCUCUCUCAUCUUCCACCCAGACAAAAGCCAACCUGGGUGAGAUAUUAUUUUCUCUCAGUUAUAUGCCCACCGCUGAAAGAAUGUCUGUGGUUCUGAUGAAAGCCAGGAACCUGAAUCCACCUUUCAGUGACUGGAACACUGAAUCAAGGCCAAUUAGUAAGUCUUUAAAACCCAGGAUUUGCGCCAGCCUGCAUAACAGGCGUUUUAUGAGCGAACGCGGCAUUUUGCGCGAAAAGCGAAACUUGUCCUCGCCUCGUCUCAAGUUUCGCGCAAAAUGCCACGUUCGCCUUGCUUGGCUCAUAAAGCCCCUGAUAUGCAGGCUAGAUUUGCGCUAAAGGGUCUUCGAGCUACGCAACCACGACGAACCACGACGGCAAUGAGCUCGAUUACCAGCCGCUGCUUCGGAAAUGAGCCCGCGCUCCUCCCCCUCGGGGAAGUACAAGACAGGACCCGAAAGGGCGGCGGGAAAUCGAGCCUACGACAGUAACGGCAACGAGAGCUUCAGGAAAGCAAUUUGUUAAAAUCAAAGCAACAGCCCUACACGUGCAUCACGUAUACUUCUUGUACAUUUCCUUGCCGUCAGUGCACGAUUAAGUCGUAACAUUUCCUAGCCUGUGUAACACGCGUUGUUUGAGGGCGUGCGCAAAGCGCGAGCGAGACGAAGCGAGGUUAAAGCGAGGGGUAGUUUCGCGCUUCAGGGUUGCCCAUUAAAAUUCGCCUUAGCAUUUCCAAUAACGCCCGAUGAGCCGGGUACAAAUUUCUCAGUUUCACGUUUUAUGGAGGACGCAAACAUAGGCGACGUUUUUCUCUUUCUUUUUCUUAACUUGUAAACGGUCAAUAACAAUUAAACCUUAAAACCUUAAGAAAAUUCGCCUACAUCUGACAAAUUGAACGAGAUGAAACAAUAGCUAUAAAAAUAGAUAACACGCGAAUUCGCUUUUAAAGAAACGUUUUCGCUGCCGUUGCAGUUGUGGUUGCUUUCCCGAGAGAAGUCAGUCGCGUGAACCAGCGAUUAGCCUGUUAGAGGCGUCCGGAUAGUGGAGUGCGGGGCGAAGUAAGAGGGCGGGAAAAAAUAAGUAGGAAGAGAGGGAGAGAGAAGGAAACUCUCGCUCUCACCCCUACCUCUCCCCCUUGCCCUUUUUUUUCUGCUCUCAUCUCGAUCUUUGCGCCGUCCCCACGAUCUGAACGCCUGGAACAGGCUAACAAGCGAUAUUUCACCGUAGUCAUGCCAGUUUGCCUUUUUUAACAGUAUACCCGGAAAUAGACGGUGCGGUUCUUUUAAUUAUAACUUUGACUCGUUAAAGGUCUACUGAAAAUUGCUUACUGCUAAAAUUCUAUUUGAACUGAAGUUUGGUAUUAAUUUAUGAAUUUUGAUUUUGAGGGGGUCUCCCUCCGAAGUUCAAUAAGAACUUUUCGUUUAUUUUUCGAAGAUGACCAGACUGCACUGACGGCACAUAAAACGAUAAGUUCUUUUCUUGUGUUCACAGAUCCAUUCAUAAAGGUGGUCCUUCUUUUCGACGGCAAAAAAGUGAAGAAAAAGAAAACUUCCACCAGGAAACAAGAAACCAACCCAGUGUACAACGAGUGUAUGAUGUUCGAUGUCCCCCCUGACCUCCUUCAUAGAAUUCUCUUGGUUAUCUCAGUCGCUGACUCGAGAACGGACUCAGCGAGAAGUGAUGUGAUUGGUCGAGUGGUUAUAGGUUCAGGAACUACUGGGGAGUCGCUUAGACACUGGCACCAGAUGCUCAUAUCACCUAGGCGACCUGUAGCGGCCUGGCACCGCCUUAGACUGUGAUUUGUAUAAAACAAAAAGGAACCAACUUCAAAGUUACGCCUUGGCUUGUAUUUGUUUUAAGUCACGCUGGAAAAAAAGACUUUGUUGAAAUGAGACAGUGGAGACUUAAAAUGAGGCCUGGAAAAGAUGUGCAUAUAGAGAAGGGACGAAUUUCAGUCGCUACAUUUGUCUUAAUUUUGUAGUUAUCAUUAUCAUAAUAAUUAUUAGCAACUUACUCCCACUUGAAGAUUGGUGCAGUGUUCGGCGUGAGAGAGAGGGAGAGCUCGGUCGAUCGAGAAACCAUCUUUUUAACGUGAAAAUGAUUGAACUGAGAAAAUCAAAAGAAUAACUAUUUUUGUUCUGUGAUUUAUCAAUAAAUUAGUCUCCGACUGACAGUUCAUCUAAGAAGUUUGUUUCUUCAUUUGUUUCUUCUUUGUCUGGGAAAAGACGUAUGUUUUCAGGGUUUUUUAAAAUAACAAUUGAUUUAGUAGCCUGCGAAAACAGCCGUCCCUCCUCGCUAGGAGCCAGGAGGACGGCUGUUUUCUCGGGCUGUUGAUUUGGGGUGGGAAAAUAAUGCUUAAUACAGGGGUACCCAACGACUGUUUUCGGUAAAAUAUCUGUUAGGAGAAGCACGUAUUGCCAAGAAUUUCCUAUUACUCGACGGCGGUUAAAAAUUUCUCGAUGACCGUUCUAUUCAUGUACAAUUUUCGAAGCUCACCAAAAAAAUUCCCUACGAUUUUCUGAAGUUUAAUUUGAGUUUCACAUUUCACUCCCCAGGGUAGGCUAUUUUUCGUAAAAAAAAACCGGAAACCUAGAAUUUUCGGAUUCAGAAAUGUGUUUUACAAUAACUAUGUAAAUCCUCGCUCGCUGAUUGGUCGAGAGCAAUGGUCUAUGAGAGUAUAGGCCGUGGAAAUGACGUAACAUGACACACAGUGCCGGUUUUUUUGUUUUUGGUUUUUCUUAAAAAAAUAAAUGUUCUUGUAAAAAACAAAUCGAACACAAUUUUCCAUGGUCUACACCAUUAUAGAGCAUAGAAAUGACGCCAUAAAAUGUUCAAAACUUUGCAGUGAAGCAACUCGCCUGCGGCUCGUGGUUUCAUUUUAUGACGUCGUUUCUAUGGUCUAUAAGAGUGUAUACAAUGGAAAAUUGUGGUCGAUUUGUUAAAUGGAGAGAGGAAUAAGAAAAGUUCUCAUUUUUGUAAUCCGUUAAAUUGCAUCUAAAAUUUUCGGGAAAAUAAUACUGAGGCCCUCGAAAUUUCGAAAAGACUCAAGAUGCCCUAGGAUGACCGAACAGAUACAAAUUUUAUAGCGUCGCUGUGAAUGCAUUUCUGGAGAUCUAAAACUGCCUUCGAUAGCCUUGAAAAGUGUUUUCAAUGAAUUUAGGAAGAAAACGUUGUUGGGUGCCCCUGUUAAUAGUGUCUCAACGUCUGAAGUGAAUCUAGUAAGCUCUACGAAGAAGGCUAGCAAUUCCACGGUGCAACAAUGACGACAGCAAGAUCCAACAUCAGAUAUUGAUGAAGUAUACAAGGUAUAAAAUACCCUCGACCCAGGUACAGGUACUAAUUACAAGAACCGCAAGCGUAAACAGUGAAUUUUUUCUAGUUCAGAAGACGUAAUAAAUAAGUCAUGUGUCCGAUUGGAAGAAUUGUGUCAUCUUUAUCUUUAUCUGGUGUUUAUCAGAACCGUUUUAUAUGUAAAAUAAUAUACUUAUUUUUCAUUUUACAGCCCGUCAUUUCUAGUUAUUUAACCCCAUUAUAUAGGGAGUGGAGAAAGUGAUAUUAUCAGAGUCUUUCGUGGUUAUUUGUGUAUUGAUCAUCUAUUAUAUAGUGAAUUAUCUAGAAGUUCAAGUUCUACGCUACUUCGUACUCAAAGCCGCUAAAGCAAUAUAAACACCCAGUUAAUAAACACUGAUUGAAGACCAACUUGUAGAAUACUCGGCUGAAAAAUCAAAACGCCUGCAUGCUCAGUCAAUAAAUCUCAUUUUUCAUGUGCAGUAAUUUUUUGAGGAUCAAAUUUAUCAGCCUGUUUGGAAAAGAACCUUACAACAUACAAAACAUUCCCCGAAUUCACUGACAAUCCACACGUACGUAUCCGGAUCUUUUGAAAACGGAAAGUUGUUUUGCGGAGUAGCCCGCGCACGUAUUAGGUGAAAACGGUCCUCGAAAGUUUUUGAAAACGCUCUUCAAUGUGGACAUUUUUGAAAACGCUGCACGGAGUUUCCGGUAUAUUCAAGUGGACAGAAGAAAACGGAAAAAAAUAACGAAUGUUUCAUUAAGUGUCACCUUUCCCCUCUACAACGUAACUUUAUUUUUUUUUCACCGAUCAGGCAAAAUGUUCAAGCUUGUUCUUUCAGAAUACGGCAUAAUCAGUAGGAGGUUCUAAGUAUGCAUGUUUAUUAGGUGCAUAAACAACUUUGAUGACCUUUGGUCACUGAACUUUGCCAACCAAACAUACAAUAGAUCAGCACAUUUCAAGCCAAUCCGUCUUAAUGAAAUGUCCUUUUCCAUUUAGAAACGGUUGCUUAAGGAUGGAUGAAAACGAUUUGAAAAUGAUAUGUGGUCGCGAAUUUUAUCAAAAACCAAAAAAAAUCCGGUUUUCAAAAAAAAGGCAAUAAAAUUGAAUGACUAAUACGCAACCCUCAGAGACCUACUAGAAUACACAAAUUAGUUUUGUUCUUAUGCUGCUGUUGUUGUUUUAUUGUUGUUUUAUCUUUGGAGCUGUAAUAUAUGCAAUCAGAAGCCUAUAACUCUGCUUCUCCGGAUGCAAUACUCUUGGUGCAAGCUGGCUAAGUCAGUUUUUACGAAAAACAUUAAAACUUGUUGAGACCUUUUACUUUUACACUCUAGGCUAGAAGUGAAGUUAUAGAAAAACUCUUCAACAGAAACACCGGCUACAAUACACGAGUGGAACAACUAAGAAGUUUGAAAGUAUGAAAACGCGCGUCAUUCCACGAGCCCCCAAGUGGUCGAUGGACUAAAAGCCAUUAUUAAACCGUAAAGAUAAUGGACUUAAUGAAUUUUUGUGGCAUAUGUCAUGUAGAAAAAUGAAACCUUUCCUCUCCCUUAAUCAUACAAGUUGAGUUUUCACGCCUUUAAAAACCCAAGAGAACUCGAAACGACUUCUUUUGGAAACAAUGACCUGGGGCUUGUGAUUUCCAUAAGUUUUACAUGCAGUUCCCUUUUGGACCGACAGGGUCUUUCAGCAUUCAGGGCUUUACUGAAAAGGAGAAAACAGCCCCUUAUUUGGGUCUAAAUGACUUCUUCGCGAAUCAUAAAGCUACCAGAACGUUUUUCAUAUCUUAGCAGGCGCUAAAAUAUAAUAUCGAGAGACAAAAACGCCAGAAAGAUGUAUAAUCACAUUGGAUUUUUAUGUUAACAUACAAAUUAAAGGAAGUUAAUUUCCCAGAGCACUGUAGAUUGUUUGUUAAUUUGCAUUUGAAAGGUUUUAACAACCUAUUAUUACGUUUGUAGGUGGGUAUAUUUAGCUUGCGUUUGCAUUUUCAAUUUCUGUCGGUCUUUUUAACAAAUGACCUGUCAAAUACUGUUGCUUACUCUCAUGCUCAGGAUGUAAAUUACGUCACGGUAUAAAUUACCAAUUAUUGCUUCGGUUAAAAGCACUUUCGUUGAGAAGGUUUGGGUUUUUUUACGUCAAGUUGAUGAAUCUGUGUCGUAAGUCAAAAACGUUUCAUGAAUUUAACUUCCAGUGUGGUAAAAAGUCACCAAACCAUAAAUUCCAGAAGUUAUGAGUACUUUAGAUGGAAUCUUUGAUUCACAGCUGAGAUUAACAUGCAUUCGAGUUUUGCUAAAGGUAGGUAACAUUUAUUCUACGUGGUUAAAGUUUCAAGUUAAUUAUUCAGAAACAUUGUAGAAUAGUGCCAAAGAUCGUCUUUCAGCUUUAGAACGCUAAAAUUUUCAGAAAAAGAUGUUUUUACAUUGCAGAUUGCGAGAUUACUUAUGCAAACAUGAACAAAGAAUCCAGCUGCGUUUUAACGCAGGAAAAAAUAUGUAGUUGCACAUUUAUUUCCCUUUCAAAAACAGUACCGUACCUCGGGACUUUAAAUUCCUUAAUGAUAAAGAGCCGAAUAAUGAACGCAAUCGGGUGUGAAAAAGGCAAAAAUUGACUUUCACUAAAUUUCAAAAUUUCGUAAAUUGAUAUUUUCUAUAGUUACAAUAGUAUGCAGUAAUACAAUGUUGUUUAAAAGUUUCAGAUGACAAGUUUUUUGUAGCUAAUUAAAAAUUUAAACCCCUCGUUAGAUCAGUCUUCAAAUAUGUCCUCGAUCGCAUGCAAUAAAAGGAAAAUGGCAACCUUCAGACCGGAAUAAUAUUUGAUAUAUUGUUGGAUUGGAAAAGCAGAACUACAGGGUAAUAGGUUUUCAUAGAGAACAAACUGGAUUGAGCCGUCUUCUUGGACCUGUUGAAAUCACAACCGGUCGACUGAAUCAAUUGCUCCAUUGGUUACUGUCUGGUAAGGAGUCAGGAGUUAAGUCCGUUUGUUUAUGGAGAGUUAAUAUUUAGAACGCUUCUAAGAACGUUUUAGCCAUUAUUUAGUACUUAACUGGAGCCGAAAUGUCUGGUUUAAUAUUCGAGUACGCCAACCUCGAGUAGCUAUGGACUAAAAACUGAAAAACGCGUUUAUAUAAAAGCGCUGGGUUAAAAUUGGUCAAAUGCCGGUAAAUUGAUCGACAACAAGUGUCACAAGUCAGGAUACAAAUAUAAAAUUCAUUCAGUAAUGAGCGCAUAAACUGGCGUGAUAAAUUUUAUCUCGAACUUUCUGGCUUUUGAAGUAUCGCGGUUCCUUCCAAUUCACGGAUUUGUAGUUCACCAUAGGUUAAACCGGACUUGUUUGUAUUUUAUUUAUUGCUGGUUUUCACGGUCACGACUCACAUGUAAAUAGUAUGGAUAUGGCAACUUAAUCUUCCGCUAUCGCCAAUACCACCAUGACGCUAUACUGCUGGAGCUGUUUCCUACAAUAAUAUGAAAAAACUUGAGAUUUUUCCUCAUUGCAAAAGUUCCUUUUAAAAAUUGUUUGUGACCUCGCACCAGUCCUUCCCGCCAAAGUUUUAAAUGAGCGCGGUAAAAUUGGAUAGCAUUCUCGAUUUUCUUCCUGUGGGGGAGUUUUUACCAAAAUGGCCGUGACCAAAUAUAUGUCGGAUUUCGUACCGUACAAGGCGUAUUGUGGAUUUUCUGUACGUAAGUAUUUAAAUAGGGAAGUUUAACGUUUUAUUGAAAGGUCAUCCGUAAAGUUUAAGCUGAAGCGAGCCGUGACAAUAGAUGCAAAUUAGAUGUUUAUCCGAAGAUUUCGGCCGUUGGGUAUAUUUUUGUAUUGAUCUUCAGACUUAUAAACGCCUAACGGUUUAAAGCUGAUGUUGAUCCUUCAGAUUGUAUGUUUUGCAUCGCACAUUCAGUUAUUUGCUCGAUAAAUUAAAAGCCUUAACUUGCAAAUUGAGGCUUUUUGUGCCCUUAAAAAUUGAAUAAGAUUUUCUUCAGUAUAUUGCCAUCACCCAGCGGGGUUCAUUGUCUGGAAUAGCUUGGAAUGAAUAAUCUUUCAACAAAAUGCAGGCAGCCUACAUUCCGUGACAAGGUUAUUCAAAAGAGGUGAUAAUAUUUGUUUUAUAGUUACCAGUCCUGCUUAUUAGCUAGUGAAUUAGAUUUAUCUAGAUUAAGCUUUUCAACAUCUUAUCCUAUCCUCUACAAGUCAGAUUUGCAUUUUGUUAGGGGCAUUGCAAGUGGUAGGGAGAGGAGACUGAGUGGCAAUGACAGUGAAGUGGUGGGCCGUGUUAAGAAGUGCUGAGAUUUGAAGUCUGUGAAUACAAUGAUUUACAGGCUUAGUUUCUUAGUGGAGAAGCAAUCAGAUAUAAUGUUGCCAAAAGGCAUGGAUUUUUUUUGGCAGGCAAGAGUUGUGGGAUGGGGAGGGGUUGGCCAGGGUAGGAGAAAGAAGAAUGAAGUGAAUACCAUUGGAACAAUGCAUGCAUGUGGACAGAAAAAUACCUUUGGCAGUAAGAAGAGCCAAUCAGAUUACACAAAAGAAAUUAUAUUUAUUAUACAGUAUGCCAUAUUCUGCAUCUUGGUUAAUAGCCUUCCUUGAAUAAUCAGCCCCCAUCAACCCCUUCAGUUUUUCACAAAUAUUGUCACAGCUGCUUGCAUCAAUUUGUAUUUGUAGGAUAAUGUUCAAUACUUUGUUGUCCAAUCCAGAAAGCAGCUGAGAAAGACUGAUUGGUCAAUGACUCGAAUUGAGCUUGAAAGAGCAAGUCAGUGACCCAAAUUUAGAACACUCUUAAAGCCUUUGUUCACUCCAUUAAAUGUCAUUGUCUUAUGACUGAAAAAGAAGAUUUGAAGAGAAGUACUGAAAUAAUAUAUAGUCAUCCUCCAGUGCUCUCUCUAGAAUAAUCACCUUUUUGGUGCUUAAAGAGAAAAGAUUGCCUUCGCCAAUUGUUCCAGGAAGUAUGGUAUGUUAGCAAAAUGUAUGUCUAUAAAUUUGGUUUAAUUUACUUCCAGAACCAUAGAGUGCUUUAGCAAGCUGUGUUAAAUUGUAUCUGGAAAGAAAGCCCAUGGGAGUUUCAACACUGUCAAACAGAACCAUAAAACUGAACAAAAGUGACGAGGAGGACAGCAAGGAGGAAAAAACCAUGCCGACAAUCAAGCCUCACAAUGUACAAACACCAAAACCCCAGGCAGCAAAAGUGGAAGGAAGUACGUAUUUAAUUGGAUACUUAGACAUUUUAUGGACUUUAACCUUCAAUAUCUAGAAAAGGAAUAAUAUUUUUUUCCUGAAAAGUUAAUCAGAAGGUACCAGGAACAUCUCUUGUCACAAAUGCAUAACCUAAUCUUAGUGAACAUUGACUAAAAGUAGUGUUGGGAAUCAGUUAAGAUCUCAUAAUCGAUCAUUGGAAACAUUGGAUUGACCCACUUGAUCAAUCAUCGAUUAUAAUUAUGGAAACAUUUCCUUGUUUUUAUUUUUCACCUUUGUGCGAGUCAAUGUACAUGUUAUACAAACUUUUUGAGUCUUUUGACUGUAGACUCUUCUGAGCUUGGAAUCUUUUCUGUGCUUUUGGUUAAUCAAAUUCUCUUUUUUCUUUAAUAAUGAGAUUAUUAAACAGGCAACACACAAGUUUAUGCUUAUGGUUGUCAAAAAUAUGUAUAUAUAUAUUUUUUUUUUUCAGUGCAAUAAUCGAUUGAACAUUUUCAAUAAUUGAUUCUUGCAUCGCUUAAAGAUUUCAAUUGAUGAUUGAUUAUAAUCGACAAUCUGCUCACCACUGACUAAAAGUUAUAAUCCUUUUUAAUAUUUUACAGUACCAUGGUGGAUGGUAUUUGGCGUUGGUCUGCUUGGUUUUCUCAUAGUUGCCGUUUGCUGCUACUGUUUUUGUUAUCGGAAAUGCUGUAAGAAAAAGAAGAAGGAAGAGAAAAAAGCUGCAAAAGAAAAACUUGACCUGAAAGAAGUACAGCUGCUAGCAGCUAGUUACCAGGAAAAAGUUCAACCAUCUGUGGACGAGUUAGAUUACAAUAGUGAUGAAUUCCAGUCUGAUGGCAGUUCAGGAGUUAAAAUAGGUAUAGAUAAAAAUGUAAUGUCUAAUUUUGUUGUAAGCUUAUUCCCACACAGCUAGACCUUUGCUUGGCUGGGAUGACCCCAGCGGGAGUGGGUAAUCGACCAUUGUUUGGGUACAGGUGAGCUUAUUCCCACACAGCUAGACCUUUGCAUGGCUGGGAUUAGCCCAGGGGGGGUGGGUAAUCGACCAAAGUUUGGGUAUAGGUGAGCCAAUGAGGGUUCAAAUCCUGGCUCUUUUUAGGACAAAAAAAUCCUAAAAUACGUACCCUGUUUAGGACAACACCCUCAAUUUUAUUACCCUGUUUAGGACAAAGGACAAAAUGCACGCCGUCCUCUUUCAAGGGCAUUUAUUGGCAAUUGCAGUAGAGCAAAUUCACGUUAUAGUUAUUAUUACUUCUGUAUACUUGGAGUACAAACAAAAUAAUGAAUUCUUUCAUCAAGCAAAUCAAAUCAAUCGUGCAGGCAAAACUCUGUUUAUAAUUAGGCCAAACUCAUGAGAAAUUAUAAACCCUGCUCAGGACAGAUAGGACAAAAACCAUACCCUGUCCAGCGGCACAUCUCCGUAUAGACCAUAUAAGGGAGUACACCCCCAAGGUCCCGCCCAUCCUCAGUAGGAGACAUAAAAGUACUGUCAUCUAUAAAUAAUUUUGUACUAUAUACAUUGACAAUGAAAUUAAAUUGUGUGCUUUUUUGCUGUGACUAGGUCGAAUCCACUUCACCCUAGACUACAGUUUCAAUGAGAAUUCACUGACAGUGGGGGUGAUAGAGGCACAGGAUGUCCCUGCUAAAGAUUUUAGUGGAACAUCUGAUCCGUAUGCUAGAGUCAUGUUAUUACCAGACAAAAAAAAGAAAUUUGAAACCAAGGUGUGAAAUUACAGACUUUUUGGUUUGUUGUGACUUCUCUUGGAUUGUAUACAGCGGAACUUUGAUAUAAUGAACCUCUAUAUAACAAACUCCUCGGUAUAACGAACAAUUUUCUUCACCCCAUCAAUAGUAAAGUAUAUGAGAAAGAACCUUGAUAAUAACAAAACCUAAAUAUAGCGAGGAAACUUUGCAAGUCCCGCAGCCCUUCGUUAUAUAGAGGUUCCACUGUAUAAGGGACAUAAUUAAUUUUGAACUGCUCAGUGUAGCAGGUUUCCAUCAAAAAAUGUAAACAUGGAUAGCUUUCUUUCAAUGUGAUGCCCGAUCAUAUACAGUUUCAAACCUCCUAUGGAGAUGUCAUAAAACUGAACCAGGCCAUAUGUAUUUUUGAAUAUUAUUAACAGAGAUUUUUUUUAUUUUUUGUAAUUUUAUAGAGAUCCUCAUUUGGCAUCCCAUUCUUCCAUCCCUACAAUUUUGAUCUUACCUGCAACUCUACUCGAAACAGUUUACUUUCCCAUUUUAUAACAGUGUGAAGCUCUUCUUCAAUUAACUGUGUAACUAAUUAAGAAACUCUGAAUAAAUUCUGAUCAAUAAUACACUUUUCUUCAUAUAUUUAGGUUCACAAGAAAACUCUAAAUCCUAUAUUCAAGGAAACAUUUGUGUUCAAGAAUAUUCCAUACAGCGAAAUAACAAAUAGAACUCUUUGUAUCGAGCUCUACGACUUUGAUCGCUUUUCCAGACAUGACAUCAUUGGAGAAGCCAAAUUGCCAUUAAUUGAUGUUGAUUUAGCAACUAAUAUUGAUGAGUGGCGUGCUCUGAUUCCACCUUCAUCCUCAGGGGGCCUCACUGGGGUACAUGUAAGUUAACUUUCUUUGUAGUUGAGCCUCGCGUAUACUGGGGACCAAAGUAACGUAAAACUUGAAUUUGUUCAAACCAGAAGCAUAUACCGGGUAGGUUAUACUUCUGUUUCAAACCUUUGGAAUAGUGUGGGGUUAGAAAAUUUCUUGCAUAUCUUCUGACUACACACCUUCUCACCUUAAAUCACCUGAUAGUGAUAACUGGUUGGUUGUAUGUGUUUUGGCUGUUUCUUUGUGUUGUGGAAACCAUUGUUGGUUCGCCUUUAUGUUAUGGUGUGGGUAUUGUUUGAAGUGUCUUCAAUCGUUGUGUUAUAUCAUUUAGUAAAUUGCAACCGUUCGCAACACUGAGAAACUUUCUGUGUUUUUCAUAUGUUAUAAUUUUCUUUUUUAGCGGUCCAAGCCUGAGCUAGGUCAACUUUGUUUUUCACUGCGUUAUGUGCCUGCCGCGGGCAAAUUACAAGUGGUCGUAUUAGAAGCUAAAGAUCUUAAAGCCAUGGAUGUCUCUGGCUACUCGGGUAAGCUACAAAGCUGUCAUUAAGGGAUGGUGAACAUUUUGCUUGGCAGUAAUAAUUAGGAAACUGAGCAUUAGUUAUUAAAAGAAAUUAGAAGAAAAUGCAAACCUUGACAACACAUGAAACCCUGGCUACUUUUCAAGGCUCAAAAUUUAAUGCUUUAAUACAAACUUGCCAACAAAUGCAAGUCAUAAGAAUUCCCUCUAGCAUAAAUUUCAGGGCUCGAAAAAAAGUCCUGUCCAGUAGUAGACAGUCUUAAUAAAAGGAUUCUUAGAUUUAUAUCUAAAAGACGACUUUGAAUCUACCUAUAACAUUUUAUUGGAUCAAGUCGACUGUGUUUCUCUAAACAACAGACGUACACACAAUAUGCUAAUUUUACACUACAAGAGUUUGUUUCUGAGUAAGUAUCCUAUCUACAUGAUGAAUAUGUUCAAUCUAUGUAUUUUGUCUUAUAAUUUAUGUGGCAACGAUAUUUUGACACUGCCUGUAACUAAAACUACUUCUUAUGGCCUUCAUUCUUUUUCUUACCAUGCCGCUACCGGUAAACAAUGGAACUUACCAUCAGACUCAAUUAGUACCAGCGAUUUUACUAACUUUAAAAAAAAACAAUUAGCUAGCCUAAACAGUAAAAUAAGUUGAAGUGCAUUGUAUAUAGUGUUAUUUUCAAUAAACUUUCCGUAAGAUUUUAUUGUAUAUUAUUUUUUGUUUUUCUCUCUGAAAAAUUAGCUCCUUAAUUAGGACAAAUAAAGUUAAUGUAUGUAUGUAUGUAGUCCAAGAUGAGUAGUUUUUCUUCCUGGGCAAGUAACUCUUAAAGCACACUUGCCCAAUGCCCAAGGGUCCAGGAAAGUCAUCUUCUAACAAAAUAAUUAACUAAGGUGAUUGGCCCUGGUCGGGUAAGCAAAAUGCGAGAGCUGCUUGCUUAAAGGACACUUUGGGAAUUGAUUUUUUUUCAAAGCCCUGAACUUGUGAGUAAGCAUUUAACCACUGCUGCGCCGGCUGCCCUAAAAAAAUGGGGAAUGAGGAAACAGAUUCUAGAUACCGUUUUCAAAAAUUGUGGGUAAGGGUUGGGCAAGGUUGCAAAGCAGUCUUUAAAAAUCUGUUUUAAAAUUAAAUUUGAUUUUUAGAAAAUCAUUGUCUUUUUAUUAUUGCUGCAGAUCCAUAUGUGAAAAUAGCGCUAAUUCAAGAAGGAAGGAAACUAAAGAAGAAGAAGACAACUGUCAAGAAAAGGACACUGAAUCCUUACUACAAUGAACACUUUACUUUUCAAGUUGCUUUUGAGAACAUUGAACAGACAUCUUUGAUAAUUUCUGUGUUAGACUAUGAUCGUGUUGGUCGCAGCGAAGUAAUUGGUAAAUGUGUUGUUGGUGAACUGUCGUCAGGACCUGAUCAACAACACUGGGUGGAUAUGCUGGCAUCACCACGAAGAGCAAUUGCACAGUGGCACACCUUACACAAUUAGACCUUUUUAUAUUUACAUAAAACAAAAAUAAUUCAUACUAUUAUUAUUAUUACUAUUUCAAAUGGUUACACAUUUAUGUUAGGUUUAGUAGUAUCAUUUGUCGCCUUUUUAACUACUACAGGAGUCCAAAUUUAAAAGAAAGAAAAGUUUGUCAAAAAAAAUGAGCAAAAAAUGAGAUUAUUUCAAGGUGAUAAAACAAAAAUACUGCCACUUAUUUUUCAUACUCAAGAGAAUAAUAUUGGUAUAUUUUAGGUCAACUACAGAUUGUACUUCUAAGUGUGAUGUGAUUAAGAUUGCAAGGGCUUGAUCAUUGUUUGAACAGAGCUGUAGAUUUGAAACUGAGGACGUGAAAAAAACUUGAAUUCCAGCUUGUUAUUUUGCUUAACAAGGGCAGUUGUUUGCUUCUCUUUUAUGAUUUUUUUACAUUAGAAAAAAAAAAUUUUCCAGAGCCCUUGCCCUUUGCGCAAGUGAGCAAGAAAAUUUGUGCACGCGGCAGAAAAGUCUUUUGCCCUGGACAACCAGAUAGGACUUUUUCAACCCCUUUAAAUUCUUAAAGGUCUUGACUAGGCGUAGAUUUACUCACGUUUUGAAAUCCUCUUACUAUUACUUUGAGCUAACUAUAAACAUGGAAAGUCUCUGACCUUUCCUACACAGACCAUUAGUAGCAAUGUUAGGGUGUCACUAAGAUUUCAAGUUGCUGGGUAAAUACAAAAAGUAGUAGGGGAAUAAAGAAGCUAGGGGUUUUGAAAGUAGGCGGGGGCCAUGUUCAUGGUAGCCGGAACAAGUCCCCCGCCUCCGCCUCUUAAUGACGGCUCUGAAUGUAAUAUGAACAAGCUGUGCAUUAUUGGUACUUCACACAGCAAAAUAACACUUAAAUUUUUUAACUGCACACUUUCAGUGGUGUCUAUAGAGUGGAACCCAUAAGCAAACACUAGAUUUUACCAUAAAUCUUAUAUAAUAUAUAAUUAUAUAUGAAAGGUUUUGAGACAAUAUGAUGUAUAUUUUUAAUAUGUGGUCAAGUUUUUUAGGAAGAGCAAUCCUUUUCUCUUACAAAAUUAUUGAAAAGUGAAUCAUUGGAUGAUGGUAUACCAUAAAUGACCUAUUUAUAAUAAAUGCCCACUUCAAAAUAAACGCCUCUUAUCUAAUAUACGCGCCCUCUACUGGUUAAAAUUUUAUUAGACACCCAUCUCUAAUAAACUCCCCCUGUCUAAUAGAUGCCCCCUAUAGAAUUAGUCCAAAAUACUAGGAAUUAGCAAAAAGGUGCAAAAUUAUUCAAUUCAUUCACUUUCUUGCUUGAUUAACAAGGCUUGGUGUAUUUCAUCUUGUUCGAUGUUAAGUUUAAAACAAGGAUAGACUAAUGAUGGCAACACAAUUACAAUGAGCGAGGAUUCUGGCAUAAAUGUUGGAAUUUCAAAGAGUGAUAUGGAUCUCUAGACGGC
Messenger RNA from Porites lobata, 28560 nucleotides. Lineage: Eukaryota; Metazoa; Cnidaria; Anthozoa; Scleractinia; Poritidae. The record is from the annotation of a GenBank genome assembly.